This is a messenger RNA of Fragaria vesca subsp. vesca, 573 nucleotides long. Its product is annotated as two-component response regulator ARR22-like. Bases 1 to 474 code for a protein of 157 amino acids. Gene Ontology annotation, biological process: phosphorelay signal transduction system. The transcript has 2 exons. NCBI's taxonomy places the organism in Eukaryota, Viridiplantae, Streptophyta, Magnoliopsida, Rosales, Rosaceae. The record is from RefSeq and is a predicted model, not a curated record.
AUGUUGCCUGCAAAUGCUAACGGUCACAUGUCAAACAAUGGGAACCCUGCAGAAAACAGUAAAAGUGGGAAUGCAGAUAGGCCAGUUUUGAGGAAUUGGAGAAACAAGCCGACUGUCCUUCUCAUUGAUGAAUCUGAAAACCACAGGGUUCUGGGAACGGCUUAUCUUACAGCUUAUGGUGCCGAAACUACAUCUGUGACUGAUGGAAGGGCUGCUUUGGAGCUCACAUUUUCUGGUGCUAGGUUCAAGUUGAUCCUCAUUGACAUGCACAUGCGCUAUAUGAGCGGCGCACAGUGUGUGAAUCACCUUCGAACCAUGGGAGUGAAGUCGUUGAUGCUCGGUAUGACAAUUUUUUGUAGAGAAAGAGAGGAACAGGCAUUUCUAGAAGCAGGGGGCAAUGGCUUCAUUCCAAAGCCUCUUAGUCCUGACAACUUUCUUCAAGUCCUGGAAGCACUCGAUAAUAACCAGGGAUGAAAAGCCGGGAUGCAUCAAGCCGAAACGGAGGAUAUUCUUUUAUUUAUUUAUUUUUUUUUUGAAAGAGAGGUCAUUCAUUAAUGAAACUCAGCGAACAGU